AUGGCUUUUAUGGAGGUUGGAAACUAUACCACCGUGACAGAGUUCAUCAUUUUGGGGUUAACACAGGAUCCUACACUUUGUGUUAUUUUCUUUGUAAUAUUUCUAGGAAUAUAUAUUGUUACCUUAGUAGGCAAUAUCAGCAUAAUCACCUUAAUAAGAAGCUGUUCUCAACUCCAUACCCCCAUGUAUCUGUUCCUCAGCCAUCUGGCUUUUGUGGACAUUGGGUAUUCCACAUCAGUCACACCUGUAAUGCUCAUGGGAUUCCUUGGCUAUGGAACAGCCCUCCCUGUGGCUGGCUGUGAAGCCCAACUGUGUUCUGUGGUGACAUUUGGGACUGCUGAAUGUUUCCUGCUGGCUGCCAUGGCCUAUGAUCGCUAUGUGGCCAUCUGCUCACCCCUGCUCUACUCCACCCACAUGUCCCCUGGAGUCUGCACCCUCUUAGUGGGGGCUUCCUAUCUGGGUGGUUGUGUGAAUGCUUGGACAUUUACUAGUUGUUUAUUGAGUCUGUCUUUCUGUGGACCAAAUAAGAUAGACCACUUUUUCUGUGACUUCUCUCCUUUGUUGAAACUUUCCUGCUCAGAUAUCUCUGUUAUUGAAAUUAUUCCUUCCAUCUCUUCUGGCUCCAUCAUUAUGGUCACGGUGUUUGUCAUUGUUCUCUCUUACAUGUACAUCCUCAUUACCAUUCUGAAGAUGCACUCCACUGAAGGGCGUCACAAAGCCUUCUCUACCUGCACCUCCCACCUCACUGCAGUGACUCUCUAUUAUGGAACUAUUACCUUCAUUUAUGUGCUGCCCAAGUCCAGCUAUUCAACUAACCAGAAUAGAGUGGUGUCUCUGUUCUACACAGUGGUGAUCCCCAUGCUGAACCCCCUCAUCUACAGUCUGAGGAACAGAGACGUAAAGGAGGCCCUGUGGAAAACAGUCAUCAAAGUGUAUUCUUAGGGUCUAUUAUUUGAAUUCAAGAACCUAGAAACCUAGAAAGUUUUCAUUUACCCAUGUUAGCCUUAGAACUAACCACACACUGUUAACCUGAUUUCUUAAGCUAAAAUUAUUUUAUUUGUUCAAUUCUCACCUUUUUACGCUUGUGUAUC
Molecule: messenger RNA, 1091 nt
Organism: Heterocephalus glaber (naked mole-rat)
Lineage: Eukaryota; Metazoa; Chordata; Mammalia; Rodentia; Bathyergidae
Source: RefSeq, a predicted model, not a curated record